GCUCCAGCUGCUCGCUCUAUCAUGCGCUCGCCGAAACGCCAAUUCCAGCGCAAAGCUACGUAAUUAUUGACGGCAUUUUUUUUCCAUUUCAAGUGUCAUCGCAAAGGUGCGCUACAUUAUUUUCUUCUUUCAAGCGUGGAGCAAAUCCAGAUAGAUUCUAUAUGCGGUGGAGGUUGGAGGAAGAGGCUCUGUACACGGUUUUGAGGUGCUGAUGCGGCCCUGAGAAGAAACGAUGGCGACGGGGAGGUGGCUGCUCUAUGCCGGGCUGUGUCUCUCACUGGUCGCCUUGUUUAUGCUGACGGUAGCUGUCAGUUCCAACCACUGGUACGAAACCGAUGCCAGGAGAUACAAGGAGCGCUGUCGAACUUUCUCAAGUCGCAUGAAUGACCGGGGAUUCAUUUACAUCCCGAACCACAGCCUCCCAUUGCGCGCCAGCCGAGCCAGGCUUGACCGUCUUGAAGACAGACCAACCCUAGUUCGAAAUCGGCGCCAGGUAUUUGCUAUGAGCGCGGCAGAUGAAUGCGGCCGACGGUACAAUUCCACCAACAUGGGUUUAUGGAGCAAAUGUUACCGCCUUGGAUUUGACCAGGACAUCGAGGAUCUCAUUAAGAAAGGAUCCAUCCAGAGAUGCUCCUUCAUCAGGUAUUACUACUCCUCCUCCACCUCCUCCCGGAAGGACUUGUCCUACAACAUCACCAAAAUAAUACAGCAAGAUGACUGGCAUGCCUUGCACUUGCGGCGCAUGACAGCUGGCUUCAUGGGCAUGGCUCUAUCCAUCAUCCUGUUCGGGUGGACCAUCGGAGUCCUGGGCUGCUGCUGGGACCAGGGCCUCAUGCAUUACGUAGCCGGCCUGCUCUUCCUCAUGGGAGGCACCUUCUGCAUCAUCUCCCUGUGCACCUGUGUGGCCGGCAUCAACUUCGAGCUGUCGCGCUACCCCCGCUACCUGUUCAGCCUCCCGGACGACAUUGGCCACGGCUACGGCUGGUCCAUGUUCUGCGCCUGGGGGGGUUUGGGCCUCACCCUCAUCGCUGGCUUCUUCUGCACCCUGGCACCCUCCAUCCAGCCCCCACCACCCCCGCGCACCCACUACCCCAAGACCCGGCCCGAGAAUGGGACGCUGUGCUGAGGAGUGACCCACGCCACGCCAAGCCAGGCCAAACCAGGCCAAGCGGAGAGGAGCGGGGACCAGGGGAGGGGGAUUUUUAUUGUGUUGCAAAUUAUUGUUGGAGUAUUGAGGGUUGACGGAGGUGAUCGUUCUGGAGUCUGGACCUUAUGCAAGACUACAGCUGGACAAAAGCUCUUGAUGAGCAAGAGUGAACACUUUGAACGAAAUGGGGUCAGACUUGAUUUAAUUCAUCCUUGUGUUAUGUUCGGAUUGAUGGUGGUGGGAAUGUUCUGUGCACAAAAGUGGAUUUCACCUGAACUACCCCUAGAGGGAGCUGCAGCCCAGGUUUGAGAGCUCGAGAGCAAGCAAGAGCAAGCGAAAGAAGAACUGCUCCACAUCUAAAAUAGUCUGAACUUCAGAUUUGAUCUUUGCACGUACACAGUGGAAGUACUGUACUAUAAGUGUUUUCUCUUUCAGUGUGUCGUACCUCCUGUUUGCCUUCAUGUGUGUGACCGAAAAACAAAAAAACAAAAAAGGAAAAAAGAAAAACUGGAGAAUUUACAACUGUCUCAAGUCUGCCAGAAGUUAAAUGUAUAACUUGACAAAAAGAUGUGGAGACUGGGAAAUCAGUCAUAAUCGAGCAUUUCUCAUCCAGUCGUUAUAACACGAACACACAUGCAUUCCAUCAUUAGGUAAUAAAAAUUUCUUAUAGAAAAAAAAAUACCAUUUGGAUUUGGUGCAAUUU
Engraulis encrasicolus (European anchovy) is the source of this 1850-nucleotide messenger RNA. It is a transcript of the gene tmem178ba, whose product is annotated as transmembrane protein 178Ba. The transcript has 4 exons. Bases 233 to 1126 code for a protein of 297 amino acids. The record is from RefSeq and is a predicted model, not a curated record. Lineage: Eukaryota; Metazoa; Chordata; Actinopteri; Clupeiformes; Engraulidae. Gene Ontology annotation, cellular component: membrane.